AUGCCUGCGUCAAAAUUUGUCCAACUGAAUACAGGUGCAAAAAUGCCGACGGUCGGUCUCGGGACCUGGAGGUCGAAACCAGGCGACGUCGAGCACGCGGUCGAGGCGGCUCUCAAAUAUGGCUAUCGGCAUAUCGAUACAGCCACUGCAUACGGUAAUGAAGAGGAAGUCGGAAAAGGGAUCAAGAUGUCUGGUAUCCCACGUGAAGAGCUAUUCCUUACGACCAAGCUGGACAAUCCAGAUCACAGGAACGUCGAAGCUGCGCUUCUUUCCUCCCUUCAGAAGCUCAAUACACCGUAUCUUGAUUUGUGGCUCAUGCAUUGGCCUGCGCCGAUGACACAAGAUGGAAAGGCAGAUAAGGGUCGCGAUUGGCUCGACACUUGGAAAGACAUGGAGAAAGUCUAUGAGAAGUACCCCAACAAAGUCAAAGCGAUUGGUGUUUCAAACUUCCAGGUCGAAUAUCUCGAGCGUCUUCUAAGUGAGGCGAAAAUCAAACCUGCUUUAAACCAGAUCGAGCUGCAUCCCUCGUGCCCACAGCAUGAUGUUGUGAAGUUCUGCAACGAAAACGGUAUUGCGCUUACUGCCUAUUCGCCACUCGGUUCGCAAGGAGCUCCGUUGCUUACGAACGAAGUCGUAAAGAAGAUUGCGGAGAAGCACAAUGUUUCUCCAGCAAACAUUUUGAUCUCAUUACAGGUGAACUGUCCAAACACUGCCGUCCUACCGAAGAGUGUUACAAAGGAGCGCAUUGAGAGUAACUUCGUUAUCGUUGACUUGACUGACGAGGAGGUGGGCGAGCUGCUCAAAAUCGAUGAAACGCAACACUUCCGAGCGGUCACUCCUGAAUGGACUGGUUGGGGACAUCUAGGCUUUCCCGACCAUAAAUGA
This is a messenger RNA of Fomitiporia mediterranea MF3/22, 885 nucleotides long. RefSeq names its product Aldo/keto reductase. The transcript has 4 exons. The record is from RefSeq and is a predicted model, not a curated record. The coding region runs from base 1 to 885 and encodes 294 amino acids. Lineage: Eukaryota; Fungi; Basidiomycota; Agaricomycetes; Hymenochaetales; Hymenochaetaceae. Gene Ontology annotation, molecular function: oxidoreductase activity.